This is a messenger RNA of Phanerochaete carnosa HHB-10118-sp, 3151 nucleotides long. RefSeq lists its product as uncharacterized. The record is from RefSeq and is a predicted model, not a curated record. NCBI's taxonomy places the organism in Eukaryota, Fungi, Basidiomycota, Agaricomycetes, Polyporales, Phanerochaetaceae. Gene Ontology annotation, cellular component: MUB1-RAD6-UBR2 ubiquitin ligase complex. The transcript has 4 exons. Gene Ontology annotation, biological process: ubiquitin-dependent protein catabolic process; establishment or maintenance of cell polarity. The coding region runs from base 596 to 2869 and encodes 757 amino acids.
CAAAUAUCUGGACUCCAUUCGCUAGCACCUCCUACAGUCUCUUCUACGACGUCUUAUUAUGCGCGAAUCUAACUUCGCCUUCCCUGCCCAGAAUCGGGCCAGUGUCUGCAUCACAUCCCAGCUCUACGACCGCAGAGCCCUCGACACAAAUGCGCCACUACCAUUAUACAACUCUUUGUCACAUCUAACCUAUCUCACCUCCACUUCCCCACGGAUUCGCGAGAUCAUGACCAUGGACGGCGGCUUGGAGCGACUGGUUCGUAUACUACACGAAUUUUGUCUAUGUCCACCACCGCCACAAAACGACGCUAUUCUGUAUGGCCUAUCCUCUCCAUCUGCACAUCCACCGAAGUUGGUCCCAACCCUCAACCCCAAGUCAUAUGACAAACAGGCGGCCUACCGGUUUUCUCUCGCAUUUCAGUCUGUAGUGAACAUCGGAGUACGCGGAAGUGAGCAGAUUCGCGGGCGGGUAGUGCAGGCGGGGACGUUGGAGGUGGUGGGGUGUAUUUUAGAGGCCUGGUUGGCCAGCAAGGGGUUCGCCGUGGGGUCAUCGACAUCUACAGGAGGAAUGCAACGGGAGACGAGAGAACAGCGUAUGGCUAGGAGAGCAGCACAUGCCGAGCACAAGCAGCGAGAACAAGCCGCGGCGCUGGCUCGAGCGUUACAAAGACAGGUCGCAGCAGACCGCACGAUCCGGGCAGAGCGGACAGUACAGACCCCCGAGGAGGAUUUAAUGGAUGUCGAGUCCUCAUCAAGUGGCAGAAGACCUAGCUCACGAGACACCGACACAUCUACGGAACCGUCAUCCAACACCACACCAGCUGGAUCCAACACCCCUACUGGAAGUGUCGUAGUCCCAGCACAAGUACGAGACCGGAGUGGUACCAUUAUAGCUCGGCCAGUGUGGGAUCAGGUCUCCGCCCAAGCUACGGCUGGACACCAUCGUGGACGAACGUUGCGCGCUCGUCCCCCUCUCCCUUCGGCCUCCGAUGCUCCGACUACUUCACACUCUACAGAUAACUCUCGACCAGACACUGAGACGGAGGAUGAUGGUGAUAUCGACAUGGACGUCGCCCGAGACAGCGAUGCGCUCGUUUCAGGCGCCUCCUCGCCUGAACGCCGCAAUCCUUCACCGGACGCGCUUACUGUGCGCGGUACCGCCCACCCCCGUCGCGCUGUUGGCAUUGUCUCAGACACUGUACCGCCUGCUGCUGGCGCAUCGUUGGAUAUGAACACUGAUGCACAUAUCAUCAUCAGCGAUCAGGCGGUCCCCGUGGACGGCGUCGAUGUGGCAGAUGGGAUCGUGUCUUUGGAGACGAACGAUGACUUUGCGAUGGGUGCCCCUCCUGGUGCGCCCGGCGCCAUCAACGGUCUUCCUCGAGCUGAUCAUGCCACCGCAGGCGAGCGCACCCCCCGCGCGGGUACGAUCACACUUCCGAUGACUACCCCAACACCGGUUCCCUCCUUUCCUACUACGGUUCGAGCCCGCGCUAACGAGAUGGGCGCAACCCCAGAGCGCGCUCGUGGCGGUCAGACCCCGAACGGCAGGACGACAGGCACCACUAGCACUCAUCAUCACCAUCAUCACCAUCAUCGAGACCCAGAGUCUGGCCCCUACAGAGACGAAGAUGUCUUGCUUGCUCUGCAGCUGCUAGCCUAUCUUAGCAAAUACCCUCACGUCAGGCAGGCAUUUUACAAGCAACGGCCGUCGUUCCACCCGGCGACAGUCCAACAAGACGGCAAUCACAACGAAGAAUGGUGGAAGAAUCAGACUAGCUCUAGCUCGGGCAAGCAGACAGCUACGGCUACUCCUACCAAGGAGACCAAUGCUUUCAUCAAGGUGUUUAACUCCGCAACAGGCCGCGGGAAGGAAAAGGAAAAGGAGAAGGAGAAAGCGACUGCAACGCCUAACAUUACGCCCGCGUCAAGCUCUUCUUCCACCGUCGUCGGGUCAUCUGGAUCUCAACCUCGGAUGACAAAUGUGUUCUCUCUCGUGGAGCGCUUCACCUACAGGCCGAGUUCCUCGGAACUGGAGGGACCGAACCCGCCACCAACGCUCCCCCCGGAGAUUCAGUACUGGGCUGGCGUCAUCAUGCGGAAUGCGUGCCGGAAAGAUGAUCAACAAGGAGGCAUCAGACAGUGUGCAAAUAUGAUGUGUGGACGAUGGGAGUCGUUCCCUCGCGAGUUUGCUAAAUGUCGCCGCUGCAGAAAGGCCAAAUACUGCGGGAAGGAGUGUCAAAGCAUCGCAUGGAGCGAAGGACAUCGCUUCUGGUGCAGCGCAAAAGACAACGACGAUGACGCGGAUCGUGAGAACCAGGGCGAGAGCUCGCGUGCCGGCGGUUCGGGCUCGGGCAGUGCGGCUGCCGGCCGUGCAGAGCGUCGGGCCGCACGCGAGCAGGAGAGGGCGGCGCGGCUGGAAGCUCGGAUCGUCGAGGAGUUCGGCGGGCCUCUUUCGCCAGCCAGGACGGCGGCAGUCCCCGAAGCCAUUGCUGCCGCUGCUGUCACUGCGACUCCGACUGCGAAUGGCGAUGCGAACCGUCAGCGGACGCAAGGUGGCAGCUGGUCUUUCAGCCCGCUGACUAUUCGUCGAUCUCGCAUGCGCGCCGAUGAUGGUGCUGCCAACCCCAACGAGCCCCAAGAUGCGCGGGCGAUCUCGAUCCGAUAUAGAGCCAAUGGUGCUGCCGCUGUCCCCGUUAACGGUGCUGCAGACAUGGACCUUCCCCCUGAAGUCAGGCAACACCUUCAGCAGAUCCUGCAAGUCCAGCGAGGGGAGGAUCAGCAGCGCCCUAAUAGCCCUGCGUCCACCGUUCCAGCAGAGGAUGCUGGUGUCUCCGGAGACAACAACGAUGAGCCGAUGGUUAUUGGGUAAAGAAACGGGACGUUCUCUGCUUGCACAUCUCUCGUUUGGUCCCGUCUCGCACAGACUAUAAAUCUGCAUUUUCAUUUCUUGGAGUCUUUCUUCAGUACCCCUCUCACGUUGCCCGUUUCACUACCCAUUUAGUCGUCCUCCCAUCGUCGCUCGUUGCUCGUUUGUCACGCACCUGGUCCUGUUACGCAACAUCCUCUGGCUUUCUGCAUCACCCGACAACAUCACUGUAGCCUACACGCAAUUCUGUACAUAGAGUACAAUCUAUAUCCGAUACCGAUACCU